UCUCGUCGGUUCCGCGUUCCCGGUGCCUCUCGCCGCAACCCCAUCGCCGUAUCGCGCAUCCUGGAGCGCGAUCCCCUCGUCGGUUGAGAGCCUACCAUAGUCAGAAUGCAUCACACGGCGCCGUGGUAUCUGCCCUGGGGCCUGAAGCUGGUGCCGCUGCCAAUCCCUCCGGGACACCCCGCCUCCGGUAUCCCAAAUCCUGGCCUACACCUGCUGACGCCUUUACCUGGAAUCUACGCACCGGAGCCGCGUAAGGUUGAUUUGAAACCUUUACGAGAGGCGACAGUGGCGGUCCCCGCGCCGAAAAUUACCGAGAAGCGAAAAGCUGAGGACGCUGAUGCCAGCAAGGAUCUGAAGAAGGCAAAAUUGGAAACGAAAGCACUGAAAGCGAAGAGGCCAGGAUUCACGGACGAGCGGUACAACGAAACCAGUUAUUACGUGGAGCACGGUCUCCGUAAGGUAUAUCCUUAUUACUUUACCUUCACGACAUUCACGAAAGGUCGAUGGGUCGGCGAGAAGAUCCUGGAAGUCUUCGCGAGGGAAUUUCGUGCCCAUCCAGCCGAGGAAUACGAGAGAUGUAUUCGCGCCGGCACCCUAACGGUCAACUAUCAAAAGGUGGACGUCGAUUACAGAUUACGGCACAACGAUCUCCUGGCUAAUGUUGUCCACAGACACGAGGUGCCUGUCACCUCGGAGCCGAUCACGGUGAUACACAUGGACGAGGACGUCGUCGUGGUCAACAAGCCCGCCUCCAUCCCUGUUCAUCCAUGCGGUCGUUAUCGGCACAACACCGUGGUUUUCAUCCUGGCGAAGGAGUACAACUUGAAGAAUCUCAGAACUAUUCACAGGCUGGAUCGGUUGACCAGCGGCAUUCUCUUAUUCGGUAGAACGCCGAAGAAGGCGAGGCAGAUGGAGCACCAAAUAAGAAAUCGACAGGUCCACAAACAGUAUGUGUGCCGAGUGGAGGGUGAGUUCCCCGAGGAGGAAGUGAUCUGUUCGGAGCCAAUCGAAGUCGUCUCCUACAAGAUCGGCGUUUGUAAGGUCUCCGAGAAAGGCAAAGAUUGCGUCACCCGCUUCAAGCGUCUCAGCUACAAUGGUAAAUCGUCGGUAGUGCUGUGCAAGCCACAGACUGGACGCAUGCACCAGAUCCGCGUGCAUCUGCAGUACCUCGGCUAUCCCGUGGUGAACGAUCCUCUCUACAAUCACGUGGUCUUUGGCCCGCACAAGGGAAAAGGCGGUAAUAUCGGCAAGACCGACGAGGAGCUCGUGCGGGAUCUUAUCAGCAUUCACAACGCCGAGAAUUGGCUCGGUAUGGACGGCGAUUCUGAUAUGAGCCUGUUCAAGCCGAAGCUGGAAUUGGAAGAGCGCAUGCUGGGCUCCGGAAGCGACAAGGACAACGGCUCCUCGCCGUCAUCCACCCCGGGUCUGGUUGAGGACGAUCAACAACAGCAACCGCAACAGCAACAGCAGCCGCAGCAGGAAUCCCUCAAGGUCACCGUGGGAACGCAAACAGGCUCGGAACCGCCGGAUUCCACUUUCGCUAACGACAAGGUCACCGUUGAUCCGCACUGCUACGAGUGCAAAGUCAAAUACAGGGACCCGAAGCCGUCAGAUCUGGUGAUGUAUCUGCACGCGUGGCGUUACUGCGGCCCGGGAUGGGAGUACGAAACGCCGUUGCCUGCAUGGGCGGCGAGCGAUUGGACCGGCGACGAUCGAUAGUUCGGACGACGUGAUCGAAGACGAUCCGCGCGGAUUCUUUGGCGAGCAGUCAUUGUUGUCGUCAUCGAGUCUCAACUCCCUUUUUUGAUAUCCUUACCCCGUGCCUUCCAUCCGCCAAUGAGCGAUUUUGACCAUCGUACGCAAGCAACUACAUGUAGACGAAUACGCAUACAUGCAGACAUAUACACACAGUAGCAAACAAACGUGCAUCCCCCUACAACU
Molecule: messenger RNA, 1941 nt
Organism: Cyphomyrmex costatus
Lineage: Eukaryota; Metazoa; Arthropoda; Insecta; Hymenoptera; Formicidae
Product: RNA pseudouridylate synthase domain-containing protein 2
Exons: 7
Coding region: 106-1719 (537 amino acids)
Biological process (GO): enzyme-directed rRNA pseudouridine synthesis
Molecular function (GO): pseudouridine synthase activity; RNA binding
Source: RefSeq, a predicted model, not a curated record